This is a messenger RNA of Suillus subalutaceus, 492 nucleotides long. RefSeq lists its product as uncharacterized. The record is from RefSeq and is a predicted model, not a curated record. Lineage: Eukaryota; Fungi; Basidiomycota; Agaricomycetes; Boletales; Suillaceae. The annotation marks the transcript as partial. The transcript is spliced from 2 exons.
UGGUCAAAUAUUACACAACAGCGCUUCGAGACCCACCUUGCAAAUAUCACAGCUUCAUGCGGCUUUCCUUCUAACUGGGUAGAAAAUCAAGCAGUUUGUGAUUUUCUCAAUGAGAUGUUACCUUCUGCAUCACAUGUUUCGAGCUACCAACUAUCUCAUCGGAUUAUACCACGCGAGGUAGAAAAACAUCGGAAUGCAGCCAUGAAUAGGAGUCAAGACCAGUAUGCUACAUUGCAAACUAAUGGCUGGACUGGAGUAAAUUUCCGUCAUUUGAUUGCAUUUAUGAUAACAACUUCGAAACGAGAAGUGCAUACUGUUCGUGCAACGGAUGUCUCUUCGGAUUGGAAAACAGCUGACCAUCUCAAAAUUCUCAUCCUUGAUGUGGUCAAGGAGGUCGAGGGUAAAUGGAAGGCCACAAUAGUAGCGAUCACAUCAGAUGCUUCGGGCGAAUCCAGAGCAGCAAGGAAAAGAAUUGUCGCUGAAUUUCUGUAG